Lepidothrix coronata (blue-crowned manakin) is the source of this 6863-nucleotide messenger RNA. It is a transcript of the gene NFASC, whose product is annotated as neurofascin. The transcript is spliced from 33 exons. The record is from RefSeq and is a predicted model, not a curated record. Lineage: Eukaryota; Metazoa; Chordata; Aves; Passeriformes; Pipridae. Gene Ontology annotation, biological process: brain development; cell-cell adhesion. Bases 129 to 4253 code for a protein of 1374 amino acids. Gene Ontology annotation, molecular function: cell-cell adhesion mediator activity.
CCCGCACCGAGCCCCGCACCGAGCCCCGGCUGCCGCCGACCCUCCGCUCCUCACCGGCUGAGGAUCCCUCUGCACGUGCUGCUGCCCCGGGGACACUCCGAGGGGCUGCCCCUGCCCAGCCCUCCAGGAUGGUCAUGCCCGGGCACCUCCUCCCCUGCGCAGGGAUCGUCUUCGCCCUCUGCCUCCAGCACCUGGGCAGCACCAUCGAGGUCCCUCUGGAUCCAAGUAUUCAGAGUGAAUUGCCCCAGCCCCCCACCAUCACCAAGCAGUCGGUGAAGGAUUACAUCGUGGACCCCAGGGACAACAUCUUCAUCGAGUGUGAGGCCAAAGGGAACCCCGUGCCCACCUUCUCCUGGACUCGGAACGGGAAGUUCUUCAACGUGGCCAAGGACCCCAAGGUGUCGAUGCGGCGCCGCUCGGGGACCCUCGUCAUCGACUUCCACAGCGGGGGCAGACCCGAGGACUACGAGGGGGAGUACCAGUGCUUCGCCAGGAAUGACUAUGGCACUGCCCUCUCCAGCAAGAUCCACCUCCAGGUGUCCAAGUCUCCCCUGUGGCCCAAGGAGAAGGUGGAUGUGAUCGAGGUGGAUGAAGGGGCCCCUCUGAGCCUGCAGUGCAACCCCCCCCCGGGGCUGCCCCCGCCCGUCAUCUUCUGGAUGAGCAGCUCCAUGGAGCCCAUCCAGCAGGACAAGCGAGUGUCCCAGGGGCAGAACGGGGACCUUUACUUCUCCAACGUGAUCCUGCAGGACGCCCUGACCGACUACAGCUGCAACGCCCGCUUCCACUUCACCCACACCAUCCAGCAGAAGAACCCCUUCACCCUCAAGGUGAAAACCAAGAAGCCCCAUAACGAAACGUCUUUACGAAAUCACACUGACAUGUACAGUGCCCGAGGGAUCACGGAAACGACUCCCAGCUUCAUGUAUCCCUACGGGACCACCAGCAGCCAGAUGGUGCUCCGAGGGGUGGAUCUCCUGCUGGAGUGCAUCGCGUCCGGAGUCCCAGCACCGGACAUCAUGUGGUACAAGAAAGGAGGGGAGCUCCCCGUGGGCAAAACCAAGCUGGAGAACUUCAACAAGGCCCUUCGCAUCUCCAACGUGUCCGAGGAGGACUCCGGGGAGUAUUUCUGCCUGGCCUCCAACAAGAUGGGCAGCAUCCGCCACACGAUCUCGGUGAGAGUGAAGGCUGCCCCAUACUGGCUGGAUGAACCCGAAAACCUCAUCCUGGCCCCCGGGGAGGACGGGAGGCUGGUGUGCCGAGCCAACGGGAACCCCAAACCCUCCAUCCAGUGGCUGGUGAACGGGGAGCCCAUCGAAGCCUCUGCCCACAACCCGAGCCGGGAGGUGGCCGGGGACACCAUCGUGUUCCGGGACACGCAGAUCGGCAGCAGCGCCGUGUACCAGUGCAACGCCUCCAACGAGCACGGCUACCUGCUGGCCAACGCCUUCGUCAGCGUGCUGGACGUGCCCCCCCGGAUCCUGGCCCCCCGCAACCAGCUCAUCAGGGUCAUCCAGAACAACCGCACCCGGCUCGACUGCCCCUUCUUCGGCUCCCCCAUCCCCACCCUGCGAUGGUUUAAGAACGGCCAGGGGAACACGCUGGACGGAGGGAACUACAAGGCCCACGAGAACGGGAGCUUGGAGAUGUUCAUGGCUCGGAAGGAGGACCAGGGCAUCUACACCUGCGUGGCCACCAACAUCCUGGGCAAAGCAGAGGCCCAGGUUCGCCUGGAGGUCAAAGACCCCACCAGGAUUGUGAGAGGGCCCGAGGACCAGGUGGUGAAGAGGGGCUCCAUGCCUCGCCUGCACUGCCGCAUCAAGCACGACCCCACGCUGAGGCUCACGGUCACCUGGCUCAAGGAUGAUGCCCCCCUGUACCUGGGAAGCAGGAUGAAGAAAGAAGACGAUGGUCUGACGAUAUUUGGCGUGGCUGAGAGGGACCAGGGGGAUUACACGUGCGUGGCCAGCACGGAGCUGGACAAGGACUCGGCCAAGGCCUAUCUCACCGUGCUCGCCGUCCCUGCUAACCGUGUGAGAGAGUUACCCAAAGCACGGCCCGACCAGCCCCGUGACCUGGAGCUGACGGACCUGGCGGAGCGGAGCGUGCGGCUCACCUGGAUCCCCGGGGACGACAACAACAGCCCCAUCACAGACUACAUCGUGCAGUUCGAGGAGGAUCGCUUCCAGCCGGGAAUGUGGCACAACCACUCCAGGUACCCCGGGAGCGUCAACUCGGCCGUGCUGAGCCUGGCCCCGUACGUCAACUACCAGUUCCGGGUGAUCGCCGUCAACGACGUGGGCAGCAGCGUGCCCAGCGUGCCCUCGGAGCGGUACCAGACCAACGGGGCACGUCCUGAAAUCAACCCGACGGGAGUUCAGGGUGCAGGGACCCAAAAAAACAACAUGGAGAUCACCUGGACGCCCCUGAAUGCAACUCAAGCUUAUGGGCCCAACCUCAGGUACAUCGUGCGCUGGCGGCGCCGGGACCCGCGGGGCAGUUGGUACAACGAGACGGUGAAGGGCCCCCGGCACGUGGUGUGGAACACCCCCAUCUACGUCCCCUACGAGAUCAAGGUGCAGGCGGAGAACGACUUCGGCAGAGCCCCCGAGCCCGACACCUACAUCGGCUACUCCGGGGAGGACUAUCCCAAGGCUGCGCCCACGGACGUUAGGAUUAGAGUCCUAAACAGCACUGCCGUGGCUCUGACCUGGACCAGAGUGCACCUGGACACCAUCCAGGGACAGCUGAAGGAGUACAGAGCCUAUUUCUGGAGAGACAGUAGCUUGCUGAAGAACCUGUGGGUCUCCAGAAAACGGCAGUUUGUGAGUUUUCCUGGAGACAGAAACCGGGGCAUAGUGUCCAGGCUGUUCCCUUACAGCAACUACAAACUUGAGAUGGUUGUGACCAACGGCCGAGGAGAUGGGCCCCGCAGUGAGGUGAAGGAAUUCCCCACUCCCGAAGGAGUGCCCAGCUCCCCCAGGUACCUGAGAAUCCGACAGCCCAACCUGGAAAUCAUCAAUCUGGAGUGGGAUCACCCCGAGCAUCCCAAUGGAGUCCUCACAGGAUACAGCCUUAGAUACCAACCCUUUAACGGGACCAAAACGGGCCGAACCGUGGUGGAGAACUUCUCCCCCAACCAGACCAGGUUCACCCUGCAGAGGACAGACCCCAUCUCCCGCUACCGCUUCGUGCUGCGCGCCCGCACCCAGGUGGGAGAAGGAGAGCCCGUAGUGGAGGAGUCCCCAGCCCUGCUGGACGAAGCCACGCCAACCCCAGGUACCGGAUUUGGAGCCGCCACUGGGACGCCUCCGAGCGCGGUGGAGCAAAGCAGCCCUACAGCCACCCCAACCACCACCACCGCCACAGCAACCACCCCAACUACUCCUGACACAACAACAGCCGCCACAGCUCCAACCACAGCUCCAACCACAGCUCCAACCACAGCUCCAACCACAGCCACCACCACCACCACAACCAGCAGCACCACGGCCGCCGCCGAGAGGGCUCCGGCUGCCACCACAAAGCAGGAGUUGGCCACCAAUGGAUCGUCCAUAUGGGACAUAAGAGCUAUGGCUAAUAGUAACUGGGCAAACAUCACCUGGAGCCACAAUUACUCUGCAGGAACUGACUUUGUGGUUAAGUAUAUCACCAGUAACAAGACAGAGAGAUCUAUCCCUGUUAAGGCUCAGACCCCUUCCUCUGUGCAGCUGGCGGAUCUGACGCCGGGGAUGAUGUACAAGCUGUGGGUGUUCCCCAUAUGGUCUAGCCCCAGCGAGCACUCGUACAUAACCUUUACCACCAGCUCAGCCUACACCAAGAACCAGGUGGACAUCGCCACGCAGGGCUGGUUCAUCGGGCUCAUGUGUGCCAUCGCCCUGCUCGUGCUCAUCCUGCUCAUCGUCUGCUUCAUCAAGAGGAGCAGAGGGGGCAAGUACCCAGUCCGGGACAAUAAAGAUGAGCACCUAAAUCCCGAAGACAAGAACGUGGAGGAUGGAUCCUUUGACUACAGGUCUCUUGAAAGCGAUGAAGACAACAAACCUCUUCCCAACAGCCAGACGUCGCUGGACGGGACGAUAAAGCAGCAGGAGAGCGACGACAGCCUGGUGGACUAUGGAGAGGGGGGAGAAGGGCAGUUCAACGAGGACGGCUCCUUCAUCGGCCAGUACACCGUCAAGAAGGACAAGGAGGAGACCGAAGGCAACGAGAGCUCCGAGGCCACCUCCCCUGUCAACGCCAUCUACUCGUUGGCAUAGCCCAGUGCCCGGGAACACCGACAGCCUGAGGGGGUCCGGAGGGCCUGGGGGGGGUCCCACAGCAGCCCCCCCCCCCCCCGAUGGGAAUGUGGGAAUGGAACCAACCGAGGAAAAAACGAAACGAAAACAAAAAAAGGGGAAAAACAAAAGAGAAAAAAAAAAAGAAAAAACAAACAAACACACACAGAAAAAAAAAAAAUAAUAGAAAAGAAUCCAAGCAAACAGGCAGCCCAGGAGGCUGCCCAGGCCAUUUAUCCUUAGCAAACAAGCCAAGGGACUCGCGGGGUCGGAGCUGGGGCGGAGAUUCCAGAGGGGCUGGAAGGGGAGAUGCUCGAGGUGAACCCCAGUUUUGGGGCUGCCCCCCAGCCCAGAGCCAGCCCCGAGGGGCUGCAGGGUGGGCUGGGCCGCCCAGACCCCCCUCCCCCAGGGCCCUUUCUGUUCUUUUGGGAGGGAGCUGAAAAUUCUUCUAUUUAAUUUUGCCAGGAAGGUUCUGGAUAAGAGGGGAGGGGUAGAAAUAAAGCCAAGAGUUUGGGGGAGGGAAGGGGGGUGAGAGGGGCCUGGGCAGAGCAGCACAAAUGUGGGAGAGGAGGAAAGCGAUGGAUCUUUGGGUGAUAACACACUGUACUCCUGAGCCAUCCAUCCUCACGGCAGCACCUCGCCCAGGGCCUCUCCCAAAACAGCCAGAGCCACAACCUCCUUCCCCGGAGAUCGAGCAGCACCUCUGCAGGGAGAGCAGGUCCCCAGCACCCCCCCAGCACCUCCCCCCUGCAGAGCCCACAAGAGCUCACCCAGAGCACCCUCGGAGGACAAGAGGCUGCAGAAGGGCUCGUGGGACCGGUGGAAGGACAGUGAGGUGCCUCCCACCCCCCCAAGCCCCGGGGGAACAGCACUGCAGGCAAACCAACCAUCGGGGUUCAGCCUUUGCUUUGGAAGGAUCUGGGGGGCACCUGCCCCCAGCCCACACCUGCUUUCUUUUAAAGGCAACUCCAUAAAUCUUAUGUAGCAAAGAGGGAGUGGAAGCAGGACCAGGAUGAGGGGGCCGGAAAUCACUUGUUUUUUGGAAGGGAAUCAAAGGCAGAGGGUGAGGAUGGAAGGACCCCCCGGGUUCGGGUGGAGCAUCCCCCAGAGCUGCAGCUCGGAGGGCUCAGGGACACCCCAGGAAGGCACGUGGUGGGAACCCAGGAGCCCAGUCCACACCUCCCCAGGCUCUGGGACGAGCCAGACGGACAGUGUGUCCCACUAACCCCCCUCCUCAUUUCUGACAGUGGCCUUUCCCCCCUCCAUCAAUCAGCCUGAGCGAGCCCCUUCCCCGUGGGACCCCCCCCAGACCCCCGCUGUCUUCUCUACAUAUCAACCCCCCGCAUUUAACACCCCCAGCUCGGGUAGGAGCGCUGCUCCACAUGCCUUACACAGCUUGGAACUUCCCGGGGACUUCACCGAACUGGCACUCUCCGACCCCCAGGGCAGCAGGAGCAGGACGGCCGGGCAGCAUUCCCGGCUGGCACAGCACGGAUCCCGGCUGGCACAGCACGGAUCACGCAGGAGGAGGCAGAGCUGUGGACCAGCCCGUGUUCAGUGGCCAAAGCCACGCGUGUCCUCCCAGCUCCUGCACUUCUGAAACCAAAGGUACCUUCGCUGAGAGAGAGAUCCAAGGGUUGGUUCCUCCGGACCACGAGCGACGUCGGGAUGGAUUUUUGUUUCCUUUUUUUUUUUUCCCCCUGAGGAGGAUGUUUUUCUUUGUGUUCAGCACAGUGGAUUGAUUGCCACGGGAUUAAUGCAAUUGUUCUUUCAGCUCUCAAGCUGGUUUGCUCUGCAGACACGUCGCUAGAACGGGAACACUUCUGCUGCUGGGGGUUGGUGAGAGGGCCACGUCCUUUGAGCUGCCCGUGGCAGGAGGAUCCCGGGCCUGAGCACCUGUGUGGCUCCUGCUGCUGAUCCCGCAGGGAAAACGGGAGGGAAGGAUGCAGCUUAAAUGCCUCCCUUAAAAAAAUAACCCUAAUUUAUCCCGGCGGGCACAGCCUGCCCUCCCUGGCACCCUGCCUGUGUGUGACAGCACAGGAACCCCAGGAGUGCAGGACAUGGGGGGACACUGCCGUGGGUCCCUGAUCCCGAGGCUGCUCCCGUCCUCCCUGGAGUGCUGGCGCAGCCAGAGGCGGAAAAAGCAGCGGGAAAAACCGGGAGUUUUGGUCCGAGCCCUGAAAUCCUGGAAGCCCACGGAAACCCGAGGGGACACCAGGUCACGACGCCCCCCCCAGCGUCCCCUGUGCCAGCAUUGCCUUCUCGCGGGUGACAGACCCCGAUCCCACGCGUCACAGUCACUUCUGACCCCAGGGAGCGACGAGGAGCUGCCGCUCCUGCCGCCGACCCCGCCGGGGGGGGAGCGGGAGGGUGGAGGGCAGGGCUGGGCAGUGCCACCCCUCGCCACCCUGGCACACGCGGCCCCUCUCUCAGGCCGUGCCACCGCCUCUCCUGGCACAUCCCACCGCCUCUCCUCGUCGCGCAGGUCCCAGCGGAGCUGCGAGUUCGCCCCGCAACGCCUCACCCUCGUGCCAGGCUUAGCGUGUGUAACUUAGCAGCAAACCCGGUUUCAGUUUAAGCAAUAAAAAAAAG